This is a messenger RNA of Myxocyprinus asiaticus (Chinese sucker), 3336 nucleotides long. Its product is annotated as transmembrane 9 superfamily member 1-like. The transcript has 10 exons. The record is from RefSeq and is a predicted model, not a curated record. Bases 579 to 2414 code for a protein of 611 amino acids. Lineage: Eukaryota; Metazoa; Chordata; Actinopteri; Cypriniformes; Catostomidae. Gene Ontology annotation, biological process: protein localization to membrane. Gene Ontology annotation, cellular component: membrane.
CAGUGAAAGCGAGUGAAUGACAGAUUGGCUGGUGCUGUUUUCUAGGACUUCGAACGGAUGCAAAAUAUUUUAUUUGAUUGAACCUGAACUUAAAGAUGUGCAUUACAUAUAUAAGAAGGGUAAAAAGCUGAAGCAGGCGCAGAUGUUAUGUUGUAGUCCCGCCCACCCCGGAAAAGUCCAAAUGAAGAUAUUUUUGUUUUUAAGGUGACGUGGAUUCGUCUGUAGUGCUGCUGCUCGCCACCUUCCUCAGUUUCUUCGCUUAAAAACAAAGAUCGGAUUCUCCCUGCGCAUCCUUCCCAGCAAUGUCCAGAUAUGAUACUACACACACAUGCGCGCGUGUUGUUGACUGGAUUUUGAAAAGAAGGCAGCGAUUCUGAGGAAUCCGAGGAAAGCAUAUGAAACAGAACACAAAUCAAGAUUUCUUGAAGAAUAUCUCAGCUCUGUAGCUCCUCACAAUGCAAGUGAAUGAUGAUCAGACCUUUGUAACUCCAAAAAUCACAUAAAGGAAACAUAAAAGUAAUCCAUAAUACUCCAGUGUUUAAAUCCAUAUCUACAGAAGCGAUAUAAUAGGUGUUGUCAUGACAACGAGACUGGAAUGUUCAGGCCCGCGUGUCGCUGGUCGAUCCAUGAGUCUCUGUGUGCUGGUUCUAUGCUUGCUGCCUCACUUUGGAUGGGCAGUCAGUUACAAACAAGGAGAUCCAGUGAUCCUUUAUGUUAAUAAAGUUGGUCCAUAUCACAACCCCCAGGAAACCUAUCACUAUUACACUCUGCCAGUAUGUAGACCUAAAGAGGUCCGUCAUAAACCCUUGAGUCUGGGAGAGGUGUUGGAUGGAGAUCGUAUGGCAGAAUCUCUUUAUAACAUCCGCUUCGGGGAAAACGCUGAGCGACGGACACUGUGCAAGCUCACUCUCUCUGAGAAAGAGGUGGACCAGUUACGAGAGGCGGUUGAGGAGCUGUAUUACUUUGAGUUCGUCCUAGAUGACAUUCCCAUCUGGGGUUUCGUAGGAUACAUGGAAGAGAGUGGAUUCCUGCCUCAUAGCCACAAGGUGGGGUUGUGGACCCACUUGGACUUCAACAUAGAGUACAACGGUGACUCUGUGAUCUUUGCCAAUGUGUCUGUGAAGGACGUGAAACCAGUGCCAUUAGAGGAAGGUGGGGCAGGGGCAGGCCAUGGUGCUGUUGGUGGCAGUGGUGGAUUAUCGGUCACCCACACCUACAGUGUGCGCUGGUUUGAGACCUCGUUGCCCCACUCACGCCGGGCGGUACGCCUUAGAGACUAUUCCUUUUUUCCUAAGACUCUGGAGAUCCAUUGGCUGUCCAUCAUUAACUCUCUGGUGCUGGUGGUGCUUCUGCUGGGCUUCGUCAUCAUCAUUCUCAUGAGGGUGCUGAAGAAUGAUUUUGCCAGGUAUAAUGUGGAGGAGGAUGGGGGCUGUGAUGACCUAGAUCAGGGGGAUAAUGGCUGGAAAAUCAUCCACACAGAUGUAUUUCGCUUCCCACCAUAUAAGAGCCUGCUGUGUGCGAUAUUAGGGGUCGGUGCGCAGUUUUUGACUCUGGCCACAGGAAUCAUCAUCAUGGCACUUCUGGGAAUGUUUAAUGUCCAUCGUCAUGGUGCCAUAAACUCGGCAGCGAUUGUAUUGUACGCUCUGACCAGCUGUGUGUCAGGUUACUGUUCCUGCAGCUUCUACACACAGAUUCAGGGCCAGCGCUGGGUCUGGAACAUUAUCCUCACUUCUGUGCUAUUCUCUGCUCCUCUCUUUUUCACCUGGAGUGUGGUGAACUCUGUUCAUUGGUGGAGCGGAUCGACUCAAGCCCUGCCUGCCACUACGGUGCUUCUGUUGCUAGGAGCCUGGGUGCUGGUGGGCUUCCCCCUCACUGUCAUCGGUGGAAUCGUUGGAAAGAACAGAGUAGGCAACUUCCAGGCCCCGUGUCGCACGCGCAACAUACCCCGCCAGAUCCCCAAGCAGCCCUGGUACAAACAUACGGCCGUGCACAUGGCCAUCGGAGGGUUCCUGCCGUUCAGUGCCAUCUCAGUAGAACUUUACUACAUCUUUGCCACCGUGUGGGGUCGUGAGCACUACACUCUCUAUGGCAUCCUGCUGUGUGUCUUUGCCAUCCUGCUCUCCGUGGGCGCCUGCAUCUCUGUGGCCCUCACCUACUUCCUGCUCUCAGGCGAGGACUAUCGCUGGUGGUGGCGAAGUGUUCUGAGCACCGGCUCCACCGGCAUCUUUAUAAUGGUUUACUCUGUCUUCUACUACCACAAUCGCUCUAACAUGAGCGGCCUUGUACAGAGCGUGGAAUUCUUCGGAUAUUCCUUGCUUACCGCGUUUGUUUUCUCACUCAUGAUGGGAACGGUCUCCUUCUGGGCUUCUCUGGCUUUUAUCUGUUAUAUCUACCGUAGCCUUAAGAUGGACUAAUGGGUGGAAGCUGAUCACUUCCUCUCAACUGCCCCAAAUGGGAAAGAUCAAGAGACUCAUGGACCAAGUACUCACGGAGCCCUGCAUGUGCAGGUUUUGUGAUGACUUAUAUUAAACUAUCAAACUGUUUCUGAUGCCAAUUUAAAGGGCGAGUUCACCCAGAAUGAUAAUUCUGUCAUAAUUUACUCACCAUAUGUUGUUCCAACCCAUAUGGCUUGCUUUCUUGCAUAGAGCACAAAAGAAGACACUUCCAAUGUCUCUUUUUCAUACAGUACAAUAAAAGUGGAUGAGGAACAGUGGCUUGGAAUUCUGCUGGGAACUACCUUUGUAUGUUACAAUAGAAAGUUAUACAGGUUUAGAAUGACAUGAGGGUGAGUAAAUGAUGACAGCAUUUUCAUAGUUGAGUGCACUAUCCCUUUAAUAGGGAACAGGGAACAGUGACUGACAAAAGACUAAUUUAAUAUUUUAUUUUCCUCACCAUCACCCUAAUACUUAAAAUGCACACAUAUAUAUAGUUGCCAGAUAAAAUACCUGAGUAUUUGAGACUCAUAUGAAUGGAUUUCCUGAGCUGGAAACCAUUGCAUUCUUUAAAUAUGUUGCCUACAAUGUAUCCAAGCCCAAAAAGACUUGGAUCUUCUUAGAUUUUGUUCAAGAAUAUUGUGAAUCCAAAAACGAUUACAUGUAAAAUUCAAAUAUUUAGGGUAGAGGUAGAUGAUAUAUCAGUUUUACCGAUUAAUCGGUGCUGAUAGUUGCUUUUUGGAACUAUCAUUAUCUGCAAAAAUCUAUGACGAUAGUUGCUGAUAGUUUUUUCGUCAUUUCAAAAUAAGAGUCACCGGUGUGUUUCAGGCUUGUUUAUACUUAAGUCCCGCGUUAUGCACCAAAUUUAACCAAAUCAAAACAAUAAACCGUAUCUGGGAUUUUA